CCUUGAAAUACGAAUCACCAUGGCACCGCGCCACGCAGGUUUCAGCUUUUCUGUUAUAAUGCCGCCCGCCCUCACUGCGCCGCCCUUCGACCAUUACUUACUUGACGGUGUUGGCUGCUCCCAAUUCCCAGUCGAGUGCUUCUCGACCGAGCUGCGUUCCUUGUCCACUCUGCCCUCCCAGCCACGAUGGCGACCCCUCCGACGCAAUCAGAACCCUUCCCCUCCUACGUGCCCGAUGUAAAUGAUGUGCCUUUCAAAAGAGUGGGAGAUAGCACGAGGGACCCGAGCCGGAGACCCUCUAUCGUCUCUCGUCUCUCGAAAGCGCCCUCCUCUGUACGGUCUCGCACGCGAACGGGCUCCCUUACGCAGUCCUUCCUCGAGAGUAACCCUCCUCUGGGUAUGUGGCAGGCCACGGGUGAAAUUGGCUCCAAAAUCCCUACCCUGCCAGAGAUCAGGAAUGGCGCCUUUGCCGCGGAAGGUUGGACGCACGAGGGCCAGAUGGAACGUCGAGGGACGAAUCCGCAUGAAAUCCACGCCCGAAGGGUGGCCAGGACGAGUUCGGCCAGCACGAGGACGAGAAAGAGCUCGCUUUCAGCAAAUGCACCGCCGCCCAUUGCAGAAGAGAGACAUGAAUUCUUUCCCAAAAGGGCGCCCACCAUGGUGCAGGAACCACUGUUAGAAGAGGCAGUGGCUCCUCAACCAACGCAUGGCGAACCAGAACAAAUCGAGCAAGUCGAGGGCACGGAGAAGCACACCGAGACCGCGGAAACCCAAGAGAGAGACUCGUCAAUGACCCCCUCGAAAGCAACCAGCGAACCGCAAGCAGUCCGAAUCCAAAGCGGUCCAGACGAGACAGGCACAUAUCCCAAUGGCUACCGCUUCCCCAAGAAACACACCUGGACCCAGUCUACCAUGAUCGGUCUCCGCGCGUUUUGGAAGUUCUUCCUCACCCCUUUCGGCUUUAUUGUCACCAUCUACGGCCUCAACAUCGUUGGAUGGGGCGCCAUGAUCUUUUUCGUCCUCCUCAAGGCCGCUCCGGCCAUGUGUCACCCGUCUUGCGACGAUGACAGUAGCGCCCGAGAGAAGUGGAUUGAAAUCGAUUCGCAGAUUCUCAACGGCCUGUUCUGCGUGACCGCCUUCGGCCUGUUACCGUGGCGAGCACGAGACUGGUUUUACCUCAUGCGCUGGCGGAUGGGGGGUAACGAACGCUUCCACCGCCGUCUCGCAGGCAUAUAUCGGGGUUGGUACCGUCUCCCUGGGUCUGACAAGCUCGAGGAACAUAUCGGCCCUCCCCCCAUGUACAAUAAAGACCACCCACGAACUCCGGAAGCGCCUCCCCCCUACACAGAAGAAGAGAUUGCGAAGAUGGAGGAGAACCCUGCCAUCCCUAUCCCGGCAACGUCCAUGCCUGAGCCGCCCCUAACAGGUUUGCGCGCUCGUCCCUCCAAAUCUUGGACCAUCGAUUUCGUCGUGUGGAUGUACAUUCUCAACACCUUUUUCCAGGUCCUCCUUUGUGUUUGGAUGUGGCAUUGGAACCGGUUCACCCGACCUUCGUGGGGCACGGGUGUUUGGAUUACGUUUGGCUGUCUGGUCGCCAUUGCCGCUGGCUUGUGCGUCUUUAUCGAAGGGUCGAAGGUCAAGAAGAUUGAAGGCAUUCCGGUGCAAGAGUACGACGUUCUGGAAUCGAUUGAGGAUUUCCAGGAGAGAAAGGCCAAAGAAGAUUCGAAGCAAGCGAAGAAGAUGGCCCGGCACGAGCAUCACCGCCACUUCAGGCAUGGAGAGAGCCACAAGGUCGUGAGGUCGGAGAAGUUGAAGGGCCAUCAGUGGUUCACCCGGCAUUAGCAGCAGUUCGGAUGGGCUGGAUAAAAGACCGUGCACUUUGAGCGUUUCUGGUUCGUGGGCAUUGGAAAUUUUCGAUCCAGUCUGAAAGCGCUUUGGAAUCCCUGGAGGUCUCCGUUUGGGCAUAAUUGAAGGAAACGCGCUGGCCUUACAGGGUGUUCCACAGCAUUCGCCUAGCUGGGUUGCUCGUGUCGGUUCGCACGGAGUUGGGUGCAAGACUCUCUCGCUCUCGAAAAAGUCCAGGAGGAUCCUUCCUUAUACCCUGCGCGCACUGUAGGUAGAGCCUUGGACGUGUACGAGGUAAUCUAGCUAAUAAUCUAUCGUCGUCCUUGCGCAUAUCAUCUCUCCUGCCUUCC
Messenger RNA from Cladophialophora immunda, 2195 nucleotides. RefSeq lists its product as uncharacterized. The coding region runs from base 187 to 1842 and encodes 551 amino acids. The transcript is spliced from 2 exons. The record is from RefSeq and is a predicted model, not a curated record. NCBI's taxonomy places the organism in Eukaryota, Fungi, Ascomycota, Eurotiomycetes, Chaetothyriales, Herpotrichiellaceae.